Messenger RNA from Physella acuta, 2391 nucleotides. RefSeq lists its product as uncharacterized. Gene Ontology annotation, molecular function: RNA-DNA hybrid ribonuclease activity; nucleic acid binding. Lineage: Eukaryota; Metazoa; Mollusca; Gastropoda; Physidae. The record is from RefSeq and is a predicted model, not a curated record.
AUGGUGUAUGCCAGGCUGUCAUACUACCUUGAGACGCGGAACCUUCUGCACCCCUACCAGUUUGGUUUUCGUCCCGGUCAUAGGGCCAUGGAUUUGGUCGUUAAACUCCUCCAGGACAUUAGAGAGGGCUUUAUUCAGAAGCGUGUUACUGGUGCUGUCUUUUUCGACUGCGAAAAGGCCUAUGACCGGGUGAAUCCCUCACUGUUGUUGCUGAAGCUUCAGCGGAUGGGUGUUACCGGCAGAGUCUACUUUUGGCUGAGGGAUUUCCUCACCGACAGGCGUGUCCGCACCAAGGUGAACCAUGUCUAUUCCAAUUACCUACCUGUGGGACAGGGCGUUCCUCAGGGGUCUUCUUUGUCUUGUCUUCUGUUCCUCGUCUAUGUAAACGACUUGCUGCCACAACUUCAUUGUGCCCCCUCCGUGUAUGCGGAUGAUUUGAAGCUUCAUCGCACCGCUUCAUCCCUUCUGGAGAUUCAGCAGUCAUUACAGGUAGACCUGGACACCAUACAGGAAUAUUGUAAGACCUGGCAGCUCCGGAUGAAUCCCUCUAAAUCCGUUUACUGCCUGUUCUCCCUGUCUUUAACCGGACAUUUGGAUAGACUGGUUCUCAAACUUGGCUCGGACACCCUGUCUUAUGAGAUGUACCCGGUUCUGCUCGGGGUUACUUUGGACCGGAAGUUACUUAUGAAGAAACACAUCAAUUCGGUCUGUCACCGCUUUGAUCAGGCUUACGGGAGUAAGCUGGUUCGACUUGCUACUCUCGAUUCCGGUGCAUCUGCAAAAGUACUCCGGUCCGUCUACCUCACAGCGGUAAAAUCGGUCUUGGACUACUCUGCCCCCAUCAUGCUCAUAGCAUCGGGUGACGCUCUCAAAGAAGUAUACACUCGGCAUCACCGGGCCGUACGUUAUGUGGCUGGGCUCGGCCGAAACUCGCCUGACCUUGUCUGCUCUAUCAUGGCUUCGGUGGAACCCCUGGAUUUGUCAUUCCGCCGGGCCAUGGUAACUUCUUAUGAACGCUACCGACGCCUCCCCCCAGUGGACCCCAUGCGUCAGAUGGUUGACAGGUGGCGGGAGUCGGAGCACCUGAUGGGGCGGCUGCUUAAACGUACCUGGGUCGAGCAGGCUGAGUAUUUGCUCAGUCUGUUCCCCUCGCCCUUGCCCUUUUCCCGGAGACAAAUCUGUCAGCAUGCCGCUUAUCCACCGUACAUUCCUCCCGACCUUCCUGCCAUCCGGAUGGAGUUACCGGGUUCACCUUCCACAAAGGAGGAGAAGUUGGCAUCAUUUCUACACCUGAUAGAUUCCUACACGGUCGAUGCGUUAUGCAUUUACACGGACGGUUCGACUCCAGCAAGAUCCACAUUGAGUGGAUAUGGAGUGUAUUUUGACGGAUUCACGGACUCUGAGCUGUACGGUCCUGUAUACGGUAGCAUAUUUACCGCUGAGCUUACUGCCAUUUACCUCGCUCUUCAACAGGCCGUGCAUUUGUGUGCUGUUCACCCAUACAGCUCUGUGUACUUACAUACAGAUUCUUUGUCGUCACUUCGUGCCCUUGCCAACCCCCUGCACAAGUCUUCAUCUGAUUUAGUGACUGAUGUGCGGUUUCUAGCUUUGUCCCUAUGCAGGAAGUCUGUGCCAGUGUACCUACAGUGGGUUCCCUCCCAUAUUGGAAUUCGGGGUAAUGAGGUUGCUUACCGCCUAGCUGGCCAGGGUGCCGCCCUUCACGGGAAGGAGGGUGCCCCACCAUGCCCUCCUUCCUCAUACGACACUGCACGUCUCAUGAUUCACCAGGCCUUGCGCGAUCAAUGGCAGUCGCGGUGGCUGACCUGCCGACUCAUCGCGUCCUGUACUCUUAUCAGACCAGGGUCUUUCAUAAUAGCGACCCCUGGUGGCAGCUCACUCGCCAUCAACAAACUGCCGUUGCUCGCGCUCGGUCUUUGUGCCCUCUUAUGCUACUCCAUCAACGCUCCUGACGGGAAGUGCUCUAUAGCUUGCCGGCUGUGUUCAUUUGAUUUGGAAACUAUCGACCAUAUUCUUGCCUGUCCUUCCCUACAGACAUUACGAACUCGCCUUGCCGGCACAUCUGGUUUCAAGGUAUCUGAUCUCUGGAAGAACUCGAGACUCAUGGCAAGGCUGGCCCACUACCUACGACAUGCCUCGAAACUCCUUCAGCAGCGGGCCGCCCAAGAGCGCGCCAUGACUUUCAAUGUUCAUCCGAAGGGUAACACUUCACAGACGGACUCUGCCCCUGUUGUGUUGACAGGUCGGGCUCAAGAUAGGGACACUUACAUUACUCCCCAACGGGCUUAUACCCGGAGGGGUUGGGCUUUUAAUGACUAUAAGGAUGCUACUGAUCCAGUGACUUCUGGAGAGGAGGACCCUCUACCUUGUUAG